AUGGCGCAGCCCAACUACAGCUCUCCCCCGCUCGCUGGCAGGCCCCCCUUCGCGACCGACGAGCCAGACUCCAUGUACGACCAACGCCAGCCCGAGCAGACUCGCAGGCUGAGACAACAGCCCCCUCCCAACCCCAAUGCCAGGACGUCUGCUUACAAUGUGUAUGACCAGUACAUAGACGAGAAGAAGGACAACCCCUUCGACGACAGCAAGCAAGUUUACCCCCAGCCCAUCCCGCUCGCCGCCCCCCAGCCAGGAUAUGCCGCCCCCGUUGCUGCUUUGAACCUAUCGCGCCCGGCCCCCACAGCCACCCUCGAUGGGCGCAUGCCCGCAUCGCCCGAGAUGUCUGAGUUUGGCCAAUCAGCCAGCAUGCCUAGCACGCCCCAUCCACUGCAGCCCCCGAUGGUCCCUAUCGCACCAGUGUUCGCCCGGCCCUCCACCGCUACUUCCCGCGAUGUUCAGUUCGCGUCAAAGCCUAUCAUGCGUGGGGAUACCGAGGACACCGUGCUGCCCCGGCGCGGACAGCAGGGUGAUGACUUCUGGCGCAGAUUCAGUAUGGUUGCCAAAGACGACAUGACUGCCGGCAAGAAGGGGAGCGGCUGGCUCCGGAAGACUCAGAGCGGUACCACUCGCAUGUCCCGCUGGGUUUGGAUCGUCGGAAUGACUCUGCUCAUCAUUAUCGCGGGUGCCAUCGGACUUGGCUGGUAUGUUUCGCACAACAGCACCUCUCACAACGCGCCCACCGCUAUCGGUGGAAGUGCGAAUGAGAAGGCGCUCACCACCUCCGACGUUUCCUCCGCUGCGACUGUUGCCGGCGCCGUCGCGACGUCCACCGUUUUGCACGUGUCGCCUACCCGCACUGUGGCCAGACGUGACGACGAGCCUAUACCCACACCCCUGGCUCUAUACCCCAUAGAAGCUCGUAGCCCCGGCUCGCAUCACGUCCACAUCGCGCAACACCAUCGGCAGGGUCGGCGUACCCUGCUGAACCGCACAUCGCAUUAACUUAUCGUUAAACCCAUGGUCAUCUUCCGUAUACGUCCUGACAUCAUUCAUCCCUGGGACCGGCACCACCCCACCCGUCUCCCGUCCGCUCCUUUUACCGCCCCUCACGCCCUCCUCUGCAUCUCUCCGCCUCGACUUCAGCAUUUACUCCCUAUGCUUCCCUCAUCAACUGCUUCG
Trametes versicolor FP-101664 SS1 is the source of this 1182-nucleotide messenger RNA. RefSeq lists its product as uncharacterized. Bases 1 to 1005 code for a protein of 334 amino acids. NCBI's taxonomy places the organism in Eukaryota, Fungi, Basidiomycota, Agaricomycetes, Polyporales, Polyporaceae. The transcript is spliced from 4 exons. The record is from RefSeq and is a predicted model, not a curated record.